Herpailurus yagouaroundi (jaguarundi) is the source of this 995-nucleotide messenger RNA. Its product is annotated as cysteine-rich hydrophobic domain-containing protein 1-like. The coding region runs from base 161 to 451 and encodes 96 amino acids. The transcript has a single exon. NCBI's taxonomy places the organism in Eukaryota, Metazoa, Chordata, Mammalia, Carnivora, Felidae. The record is from RefSeq and is a predicted model, not a curated record.
CUCCAGCCCUCAUCGUCUGCCUCAACACGCAGGCGCAUCUCUUCAAAUCCUGUCCCUUCCCCCGUCCGCUUUCUCUUCAUUUCGUUCCCCCUCCUCUUCCAGCACCUCGGUAGGUUCAAACUCUUCUCCGGGAGGGUGGCGGCGAUCGAGAGGUCACGUGAUGAGCAUCCUGCUGCCCAACAUGGCGGAGUUCGACACCAUCUCGGAACUAGAGGAGGAGGAAGAAGAAGCGGCAACGUCGUCGUCGUCGCCGUCGUCGUCGUCGUCGGUAUCGGGGCCUGACGACGACGAGGAAGAUGAGGAGGGGGAGGAAGAAGAGGAGGAGGAGGAAGAAGAGGAGGAGGAAGAGGAGGAGACGCCGCCCCCACCUCGGGUAGUGAGUGAGGAGCAUCUGCGGAGAUAUUCCCCCGAUCCUGUAUUGGUGCGGGGAGCCGGCCACAUCACUGUGUAAGCAAGAGGGGGCCAUAGGGUUUGAAAACGCUGAGAUUUGUCGACAGAGGAAUGAGAAGGUGAUCGAGGGGCCUGUGGAGUGGGGGAGGGCCGACUGAGGCAUACAGUUAGAAAAGGACACCUCGUCUAAAUGGAGAAACCGAGGGUGGUAGGUGCAAAGGGAGUGAGGAGAAUGCAAAUGUGAUGCACUGACAUCAGGUAAAGAGUAUAUAUAGGACGGGGAAGUUAGAGGUUUGAGAGCCAGAGGGAUAGGAGUAAAGGUGAGUCUACUUCUUUCUGUGUUUGCUGGCAAGUAAAUAGUCUUUAAACUGCAGGAUGUACCAGAGGAUUCUUUACUGCUAAGAUUGGUGUGUAGUGGAACACAGUGACUGCUGUGAAAAGUGACAAGACCUAGGCUUUCUUCAAAACAGAAACGUGAUAUGUUUUGUGAAUAAUAUUAUAGAAUAUCCACGUACCCAUACAUUCAUUCAUCCAUUCUUCCUAUCUAAUCCGUAUAUGAAUGAAUACCAUUAUCCUUUGGAUGUCUUGAUAAUUCCUCAUUCUGA